Phragmites australis (common reed) is the source of this 2667-nucleotide messenger RNA. RefSeq names its product probable serine/threonine protein phosphatase 2A regulatory subunit B''delta. Gene Ontology annotation, molecular function: protein phosphatase regulator activity; calcium ion binding. The record is from RefSeq and is a predicted model, not a curated record. NCBI's taxonomy places the organism in Eukaryota, Viridiplantae, Streptophyta, Magnoliopsida, Poales, Poaceae. Gene Ontology annotation, cellular component: protein phosphatase type 2A complex. Gene Ontology annotation, biological process: protein dephosphorylation. The transcript has 13 exons. The coding region runs from base 350 to 1975 and encodes 541 amino acids.
AACGGAAACUGCCAUCCGAAAGACAAAUCUAUUUUGCUCUCCGCUGUUUAUAUCGACGCCCACCAUUACCACACCACCGUCUUCCCGUCUCCCCCAGCCUAGGGUUUCGCCUGCCCACCGCCUAGGGUUUCGCCUCCACCCGCCCCGCCUCCGGCCGUCGCCUCAGAUCCCACCGCCGCAGGCCCCCGAUCCUCCUCCGUCGCUCGUCGCCGAUCCCGCCGAGCUCCGAUUCGCGCCCUCCCUACCCGCCGGAACGCCCCGUGCUCCAGCGUCCGCACGCGCGUGGGGGCAGAUCUAGCUUUUGGGAGGCCCUCUUGGUGCAUGAGAAGGCCGCUAGGGUUUGGGAAGAAUGGAGGUGGAGACGGCGAGGAGGGACGCGGCAGCGCUGGACCCGGAGCUGCUGCAGCUGCCGGAGCUCGCGCCGGGCGCGCUCCGCGAGAACUCCAGCAUACCCGAGGCGCUCUACUCGCAGUGGCUCGCGUUCCCGGAGACGUACAAGAUGGUAAAGUCUUUGAUUGAGGAUGCAAAAGCUGGUGCUACACUAAAUGUUGCUGGGAGCUCUGCUAGCACAAAUGCUGCUUCAAGUAGUUCUUUACCGUCAAUGUUUCCUGCUGGUAGCGCUCCUCCACUUUCUCCUAGGAGCACUUCUGGCUCUCCCCGUGUUAUGAGACGAGGAUCUGGAGCUGGACCAUCGUCUUUUGGUUCUCCACUAAAAUUAGUUAGCGAACCAGUGAGGGAGGUUAUACCCCAGUUUUACUUCAAGAAUGGACGUCCUCCUUCAAAAGAUCUGAAGGAGCAAUGCUUAUCUAGAAUAGAUCACCUAUUUUUUGGUGGGGAGGGGCUUCAGAUUCAAGAAUUCAGAUCAGUGACAAAAGACAUAUGCAAGCUUCCUUCAUUCUUCUCUAGUGUUCUUUUCAAGAAAAUUGAUGUUGCAUGCACUGGAACCGUCUCAAGGGAUGCAUUUGUUGAUUACUGGAUCAAUGACAAUAAGAUUACUAUGGAUAUGGCUAGUCAAAUAUUUGAAAUAUUAAGGAAGCCGGGUUACAACUAUCUCACUCAGGACGACUUUAAGCCUGUCCUAAAAGAACUACUGGCAACUCACCCUGGCUUAGAGUUCUUACAAGGCACUCCAGAGUUUCAGGAGAGAUAUGCGGAGACUGUGAUAUACAGAAUCUUUUACUCCAUAAAUAGAUCUGCAAAUGGCCAUCUUACGCUCAGAGAACUCAAGCGUGGAAAUUUAAUUGCUGCGCUUCAGCAAUUGGAUGAGGAAGAAGAUAUCAACAAAGUGUUGAGAUACUUCUCAUAUGAGCACUUUUAUGUGAUCUACUGCAAAUUUUGGGAGCUGGACACAGAUCAUGAUAUUCUGAUUGAUAAAGAAAACCUUAUCAGAUAUGGAAACCAUUCAUUGACAUAUAGAAUAGUUGAUAGAGUUUUUUCACAGGUCCCAAGGAAAUUCACAAGCAUGACAGAAGGAAAGAUGGGUUAUGAAGACUUCGUUUACUUUAUAUUGUCAGAGGAAGAUAAAUCUUCUGAGCCUAGCCUUGAAUACUGGUUUAAGUGCGUUGAUCUUGAUGGUAAUGGUAUUUUAACUUCCAAUGAAAUGCAAUUUUUCUACGAGGAGCAGUUGCACCGUAUGGAGUGCAUGGCACAGGAGCCUGUGCUGUUUGAGGACAUAUUAUGCCAGAUGAUUGAUAUGAUUGGACCAGAGAAUGAGAGCUAUUUUACACUUCAGGACUUAAAACGGUGUAAACUCUCAGGAAAUAUAUUCAACAUUCUUUUCAAUCUCAACAAAUUCAUGGCAUUUGAAACUCGUGAUCCAUUCCUCAUUCGCCAGGAACGUGAAAAUCCAACUCUAACAGAGUGGGAUCGUUUCGCGCAUAGAGAAUAUAUUAGGUUGUCCAUGGAAGAAGAUGGCGAAGAUGCUUCAAAUGGAAGUGGUGAUGUGUGGGAUGAAUCACUUGAGGCGCCAUUCUGAAUUGUAUCUUGCUGGCUGAAUUUGGUUGGCGAUGGAUGAUUUUGUAUGGGAAGUGGAAGAAUAGUGAAGUUGGUGGCUACCCUGGUCCUGGGGAGGCCACUGAGCAGAUUCAGUAACACCAAAGGCUACUUACAAGUUUUACUGUGCAGGUCUGAUUCGAUAUUUCUCAGUUGUCCUGUUGUGCAAACAUUUUUGUUUGGCUGGAAAAAUUGGGUGGGAGGUUGAUGAGCGCGGCCUGCAGUGUCAAGGCAACAACCUCAACAGUCUCAAAUGGUGCUAAAGUGGAGGGCACCUCCUGGUCGCCUAGUUCCAUUUGUGUUCUGAUUGGUGCUUUAGGGGGAUGUAAAUUCAAUUGCUGUGCUUAAAUUUUGGAGCUGAACUGUUAAUGUUUGGCUGCCAUUUUCUUUGUUAAUAUUUGGAAGCACGAGCUAGCAAUUCCAUCAAUGAAUUUGAUCAUGGUAUGUAGAUUUCAGGUUCUGCUCUCUUCAGCAUGGUGUUUUGUAGUUCUUGGCUUCUUGCAAUUCUCGGUACAUUUGGGGAGGACAGAUAAGAGACAAGGCAUGGAUAUUGUUGUCAUUUUGUAACAUUACCAAGAUGUGGAUGGGGUGCAUAGUACUUUCAACAGAAAGGUAGAUUAUAUUGACAAUCCAAUUUUUGUUAACUGGUAAAUUUGGAGAAUAUUUUAGAUUGCA